AUGAGAGAAAAAGAGGUUAUGCACCCUAUGGAAGACGUGAGAGGCAAGUUUGAAAUAGAAGAUUUAUCUUCUGAAUGUCUGAAGAAUGGAACUAAUUUCAGGUCUAAUGGGGCAGUGCCACACCAGAGCCAGCCAUCAGCCUGCUCCCCAGGAACAUACCCAGGAUUACUGGAUUCAGGAAUAAAAAAGGUUUUGGUCACAGGAGGUGGAGGAUAUGUUGGCCACAAUCUGGGCUGUAUUCUCACUCAAUCAGGAAUUUCUGUUGUGCUCUUUGACACAAAACCAUCUGAGUGGGAGACCCCCAAAGGAGCGACAUUUUUCCAGGGCGACAUACGGAAUUAUGAUUCUCUGUACAAUGCUUGCCAAGACGUUGAUUGCAUUUUUCACUUGGCCUCAUUCGGAAUGUCUGGAAGUCAGCAACUCCAGAAAGAAUUAAUCGAGUCUAUUAACAUAGGAGGAACUAAAGUGGUUAUUAAUGUUUGUUGUAGCAGGAAUAUCCCAAGACUAAUUUAUACAAGUACAGUAAACGUGGUAUUCGGUGGCAUCCCAAUUAAAGAUGGCGACGAGGAAACAACAACCUACUUUCCACUUGAUAAGCACAUCAGCCAUUAUUCCAGGUCAAAGGCGAUUGCUGAUCAGAUGGUCUUGGCAGCUAAUGGAACCGCACUUAACGGAGGUGGCAAGCUGCAUACGUGCGUACUACGAUCCUCUGCUAUUUAUGGACAAGAUGAGCGUCGCCAUUUUCCUAGAAUAAUAGCAAAUGUGAAGAGGAGUCUUGUGUUCUUCAAGUUUGGGAGCAAAGACGCCAAGAUGAACUGGGUUCAUUUGUCCAAUCUUAUAGAAGCCCAAAUCUUAGCAGCAGAAGCAUUGACUCCCUAUAAGGCACAUGUAGCGAGUGGACAAGCAUAUUACAUACAUGAUGGGGAAAAUGUCAAUGUGUUUGAGUGGUUCCACCCAUUGUUUGAAAAGCUCGGUUACAGUGAUCCAUGGAUUCAUAUCCCCUACUCUCUGGUUUAUGGUGCAGCUAUCAUCCUGGAAUUCCUGCAUCUUGCAAUAAAACCAUUUUUAGAAAUCAAUCCAAUGCUUACAAGAUACGAGGUGAUGAACGCAGGUGUGAUGUACACAUUCCGAAUAGACAAGGCCAGGAAGGACCUUGGUUAUAACCCAAAGAAGUUUUUCUUAGCCGACAUUGUGAAGUUUUACGAACUGGAGCCAUCAAAACCUCAGCACUUCUGGCAAAUACUUUGCGUUGUUGGGUUCUGCAUCUUUAUUUAUAUAUUCUUUGUUCUGUUUUUGUAGAAAGAUCAAAUGUCCAGAUGUUUCCUUUAACCUUUUGCAUCACAGAACUUGCACUGUCUAAGAGUUAUGCGUACGUUAGUAUUGAAUAGUCACAAACAUAUUUACAGAUGAAUCAUAAAGCUCAGGGAAUCAAUCUAUAAACUAUUAAAAAAAACAAA
This is a messenger RNA of Bombina bombina (fire-bellied toad), 1457 nucleotides long. It is a transcript of the gene SDR42E2, whose product is annotated as short chain dehydrogenase/reductase family 42E, member 2. The record is from RefSeq and is a predicted model, not a curated record. Bases 1 to 1299 code for a protein of 432 amino acids. Gene Ontology annotation, biological process: steroid biosynthetic process. The transcript is spliced from 11 exons. Gene Ontology annotation, molecular function: 3-beta-hydroxy-Delta5-steroid dehydrogenase (NAD+) activity. NCBI's taxonomy places the organism in Eukaryota, Metazoa, Chordata, Amphibia, Anura, Bombinatoridae.